Pseudo-nitzschia multistriata is the source of this 2755-nucleotide messenger RNA. The record is from the annotation of a GenBank genome assembly. NCBI's taxonomy places the organism in Eukaryota, Bacillariophyta, Bacillariophyceae, Bacillariales, Bacillariaceae.
CGUGGAUCGAAUCGUGGGGGGGAGUCACAGAUCCCGCCGCGACACGAACCCCGGAAGGCAUGUCCCGGCAGGGUGUCCCGGAUCCGUCCAUCGGCUCCGUCGUGCCGGUGCGUGGCACCGUACGGUACAUUAAAGUACCUUACCGUACGGUACAUAGCCAGAGUACGGUAUUACCAACGCGGGACCAAGAUGGUUACAGCGGCUCCGGAAGCAAGCGGCGAUGCGAAAACCUACCGAUUUGGGCAACGCUACAUAUCGACACACAUACCCACACACAAUAGAUUGGCGACGUACUGGCCUCGUCCAUUGUCCAUUGUCCAUCGCCACGACAAAGUCUCUCGGAUUGCAACGGGGAUCGGGGGACCGAAACGAAACGAAGCGAAACGAAACGGACCACCGAUCGAUCGCACGGUCGGACCGUCGGAACCAAUCGUGGCGUCCCCGCACCGCCGCAUCGCGGCCGCAGCGGUGUCCCGCCGGCGGCUGUUCCGCGGUGCACCCGGCCCGGGCGUGCUGCGUCGCCGGACGGAGACGGCACCGAUGCCCGCACGGGACAACAACAACAACAACAGCAGCAGCAGCAGCAACACCAAAAACAACAACGACAACACCAAAAACAACAACAACGACAGCAACACCGAAACGGGCCGGGGGCACCGGUUCCCCUCCACCGCGGCGGGCGGCGUGGCCGAAGGCUCGCACCAGAGGGAGGGCCGGUUCUUCCCGCGCCGCCGAAGGGGGGAGCCCCUUUCCGGUCCCUUGCACGGAAGGCCCGAUGGCGACGGCAGCAAGGACAACCGCAGAAGCAACACCGCUUCCGGCAACGACAGAAAAAGCAACGGCCACGGCCACGGCCACGGCCACGGCCACGGCCACGGCCACGGCCACGGCCACGGCCUUUGGUUCGGAGGGGGACCACCCUCCCCCCCGAACGCGGGCCCCUUCCGGUGGGAGCCCCACGGAAGGGUCCGUCCUGCCGGCACCGAAACGGCGAUCCAAGACUCCCCCUCCGGAACGACACCGAGCCACGGAAUCGUCAUGGGCCUGCUGGUGGUUCUGAUCGUUGCGCUGUGGAUCAACAUUGUCUUUCUGGUCUACCGGCCGCUCUGUCGGUACUGCAGGCGCAAGCUGGGAUUCCUUGCCGCCGAGGACCAAACCAUGGUGGAGCAGAGGUACAAAACCAUCGACAAGUGGAUGAUCCAAAAGGUGAGCAGCACGUCCUUCCUUGCUUCCUUUGGCCGGGAAGCAACCCAAGCGACGAGGCGAGGCGAGGCACGGCACGGCACGGCAUCGAUGCGGUGUUCUUGCCGCUGGCGACGACGACGACGACGACGACGAUGCUUUUGGUUUUGGUUUUGUCUUUGAAUUGAAUUAAAUGAAAUCGGGCAUUGUGCCCUGCGUCGAUGCGAUGCGAUGCGAUCUUAUUUUUUUUCGUUUUUUUUGCGCCUCCCCACUCCAUCGCAUGCGCAACACAACCACCGGCUUGUUGUGUUUUCCUCCCCCGCGACGCGGAACCCAAACGCGAAAACCCGACACCCACACCCAGACCGUCCAGCCCCACGACGACACCUGCGAGCGAAUACAGAACUAUUCCCGGUGGCAGAGCGGAACCCAGAACCACCCCUUCCACGGCGUAGCCGAAACCGCCUGCGGUGGGCCCUCGCACCAUCCGCCGCCACACCAUCCCCCCCUGUGCCAAGCGGCCAGCUUCGAGACGGAGGCCACCCAAAGCAGCAGCAGCAGCAGCAGCGAUGGCGCGUCUUUUUCCGUUUGCGGUGGUGCCCACCGGGGGGCAGAAGACCCGCUCGGGGAAGGGCUCUUGGGCGGCCUUCUCACCCGAGAAAGCGUCUUGGCCAAGAUGGAGGUCGGCGGUCGAGCACCCGACACCGAAGACAAACCCAAUAACGACAACCACCAACACGAGACACGGAUCCCAAGAACAGAGGCCGUUGCGCGGGCCACCGGCCUUCGGAGCGGGACGCAAGGAGCCGGACCGCAAGCGCCAGCGGAUGCCACGGCCACCGUUUGCGGCAUCUGCCUCGAGCGCUUUUUGGAAGGGGAGACCGUCUCGUUUUCCCCCCUGCAGGGCACCGGCUGCCACCACGUCUUCCACCACGGCUGUUUCCGGGAGUGGCUCCUCCGGAGGACCGGCUGCCCCUGCUGCCGGGCGGUCGUCCUGCCCAUCGACCGGGAACCCACCGAAGCAGACGCCGAAGCAGACGCGGACGCGGACGCCGAAGCAGACGCCGAAGCAGACGCGGACGCCACCGCAACGCCCGCAGCUUCCAGCACACCUGCGCCAAAGCGCAAGGACGGGCAGGGCAGGGGCACGAAGGACCUCCGAAAGGAACGAGCCCGGCUCGUCGGCCAGCGGUCCCUGCGGAAGAAGGGGGCGUUUUUCUGCGCGGGCUGCGGCCUCGUGCGCCUGGGGGAGGGGCUCUCGAGGGACCUCUGUCUCCCGGUGCCGGGGGGAUCUCUGGCAACAACGGCAACGGCAACGACAACGGCAAAAACAACGGCAGCGGCAGCGCGCACCCGUGCCGGGGCGGGCGUCCGAGAGCGGCAGUGCUCCGGUGUCCCGACCGCUCCGGCACCAGAGAACCAGCCACCAGCCACGCGGCGCAGAGAGGCAGCCCCCCCUGGCUAGCAGGGCAGAGGAUGGCAUGCACUGCCGCACGAACCGAAUCACUACUAGCAGUAGCAGUAGUAGUAGUAGUUACCAAACUUUGUUGUUCAUUAGAUACGAUUGCAUUAU